Molecule: messenger RNA, 1260 nt
Organism: Plectropomus leopardus (leopard coralgrouper)
Lineage: Eukaryota; Metazoa; Chordata; Actinopteri; Perciformes; Serranidae
Source: RefSeq, a predicted model, not a curated record
CUUGGAGAUGCAGAUGAAGAAGAAAGACACCAUCUAGAAGCUGUAUUGUCAUUGCUUUUGACUUCGCUGCUCAUUAUGCUCCACCAGCUGGCGGAUCAGACUUUGAAUGGCAGCUGCCAGGCGGCCGCUUUACUGUGCAAUAAGAGCGCCGAUAAAGACGCGCUCCAGCUACCCACUUUCUCCACCGCGGCCAAAGUCCGAGUCAUCAUCACCUUCACCCUGUGCGUGGUGUCUGCCGUGUGCAACUUGGUCGUGCUGUGGGCAGCCAGCAACGGUGGCAAGCGCAAGUCGCACGUCAGGAUCCUCAUAAUGAACCUGACCGUGGCGGACCUGCUGGUGACUUUCAUCGUGAUGCCCGUGGACGCGGUGUGGAACAUCACGGUGCAGUGGCAGGCGGGAGACGUCGCCUGCAGGCUGCUGAUGUUCCUGAAGCUGGUGGCGAUGUACUCGUGCGCUUUUAUAACUGUGGUCAUUAGCUUGGAUAGACAGUCUGCCAUCCUCAAUCCCCUGGGCAUCAGCGAGGCCAAAAGGAAAAGCAAAAUCAUGUUGACUGUGGCCUGGACCAUGAGUGUGUUUCUCUCGCUCCCACAGAUGUUUAUAUUUCACAAUGUGACCAUCACAGUCCCAGAGAACUUCACCCAGUGCACCACCCACGGCAGCUUCGUCCAGCACUGGCAGGAGACCCUCUACAACAUGUUCACCUUUGUGUGUCUUUUCCUCCUGCCUUUGGUCAUCAUGAUCUUUUGUUACACACGCAUCCUCAUUGAGAUAUCCAGCCGCAUGGCCCGGGGGAAUUUGGUGUCCAGAGAUGUUCAUCUCCGCCGCUCCCACAACAACAUCCCUAAAGCUCGGAUGAGGACUCUUAAAAUGAGCAUUGUCAUUGUAACAUCAUUCAUCGUCUGCUGGACCCCAUACUACCUGCUGGGCCUGUGGUACUGGUUAUUUCCUGAAAAAAUGGAGGAAACAGUCUCUCAUUCACUGACUCAUAUGCUGUUUAUCUUUGGCCUAUUCAACGCCUGUCUAGACCCCAUCACUUAUGGGCUGUUUACCAUCCAUCUUCACCAGGGUGCAAAGAGAUGCUGUCCAACAUCAAACACACGGACUGAACUAGAAAACAACUCUUGUCUCGUACACAUGACUCGCCUGUCGCCUCAAAGGCAGAAAGCCUUGAGUGGCCAUAGUACAGACAAAGAGGAGGGAAGUGACAACAACAGCAUCAAAAGUGCCUCAAGGCUAAUCAUCCCAUUUAGCAAGAUAUAA